AUGGCGUCCUCUACUCCUAGCCACCCGGCACCUCCAUCAUUAUCCCUGCCACCAUCCCAAUUCGCCCGCCUCCAACCUCACGCCUACCUUCUCGCCCACCUCUCCCCACCAGCAGCAAGCAACCAACCCUCGCUCCGUGCCAACGGUCGUGCAGCCUCGCAAUUUCGUGUCACAUCCGCCAAUGCAGGCUCCUUAACUCACACAAAUGGUAGCGCAGUCGUACGAAUCGGCGACACUGCCGCCGUCUGCGGUGUUCGCGCGGAAAUUCUUAACACAGACGAUAUCGCUUCAUGGAGCGUAUCGCAGGCCUCGUCAGAGCAAAAUACCGACAAGAAACCCGAAGAAGGAGACACAGACUCGCAAGAUAGGGAAGACCGAGCCCACAUCCAAAACUUGAACCUGCUGGUUCCCAAUCUUUCUCUCAGCACUGGCUGCGCGCCGGGCUUCACUCCCGGUGCGGCGCCUUCCGCACUCGCACAGUCUCUCUCUCACCAGCUUCUUUCCCUACUGCACAGCACCCGUCUCGUCCAAGCAGACGACUUGCGCAUCUGGUAUCAGCCGCCGAACCUCGAAGUGGAGGCAUUGGGUGAGCAGAUGGAUGUGGAUUCGGAAGGGAGUGGGAACCCUGCACGGGAGAUUAAAGCCUUCUGGGUGCUCUACAUUGAUGUAAUGAUCAUUUCCUUGGCUGGAAACCCAUUCGAUGCUGCUUGGGCCUCUGUAUUGGCUGCGCUGCGCGAUACAAAGCUCCCCAAGGCUUGGUGGGAUGCCGAUAAUGAGACGAUCCUUUGCUCGGAUGAUAUUGCGGAUGCACAGAAGUUGUCUCUACGUGGUUUGCCCAUUGCUAGCUCGUUCUGCUCAUUUGAGGCUGACGCCGCUGCUGGCUGGAGAGCGGUUGUCAUUCCCAAUGCCGAGGAGCAGAAGGCUCAGGAACAGAAGCAGAAGAAGCAGGGCAUGCAGCAAAGGUGGAUUUUGGCGGACCCGGAUGGAUACGAGGAGGGAUUGAGUCAGGAGCGGGCUUGUGUUGUUGUGGACAAGGAGAAUGAUGGGAAGGGGAACACUGUGAUUGUGAAGAUGGAGAAGCAUGGUGGUUGGGCUUUAGACGGCGAUGAUAUGCGGCAGCUCGUGGAUGUUUCUGCUCGGAGAUGGGACGAGAUGAAACGGAUAUUGGAUCAAUGCUGA
Molecule: messenger RNA, 1179 nt
Organism: Penicillium canescens
Lineage: Eukaryota; Fungi; Ascomycota; Eurotiomycetes; Eurotiales; Aspergillaceae
Product: 3' exoribonuclease family protein
Exons: 1
Coding region: 1-1179 (392 amino acids)
Biological process (GO): U5 snRNA 3'-end processing; nuclear polyadenylation-dependent rRNA catabolic process; U1 snRNA 3'-end processing
Cellular component (GO): cytoplasmic exosome (RNase complex); nuclear exosome (RNase complex)
Source: RefSeq, a predicted model, not a curated record